AUGCCGGAGCUGCUGCGUCGCAGCAGCGAUGGAGGCGGCUUAAAAAGACGGAAACAAAAGAAAUACUACGUUUUGAUAAUCCUUCUCUCCGCGAUUUCAUUCUGGUUCACCGCGUUGAUUCGUGUUUCCAAUCGAAUGCCAACCGGUGAAGCCUCGUAUCAGUUGAGCGAUUUAGACGUUUACGAUAUCGACGAAUCCGACUUUGUGGAAAGUAGUAGUAAGAGUGGAAGUGGAACUUCCGUGUACGAUGACGUGGAGGAGAACGAAGACGACGAAGACUGGCGAGUAUCGGUGGAGGAGAAAGCGGAGGAGAAACCGUAUUUGCGCGACUUUGUCUUCGACGAAGACGAUUUGUUCAUCUCCCAAGAGAACCACAAAAGAAUACGAGAAAAAGACGCGUUCGCUUCGCAAAAUGUAGUCAAUCGGGUGUUACCAGAACAAAGCCCGAAGAUUAUACACAAAUCGUGCGCAUUAGUUGGAAAUUCUGGGAUAUUAAAACGCACUCAGUUUGGGAAAUCGAUCGAUAAACACGAGGCGGUGAUGCGCGUGAACCAAGCGCCGGUGAAAGGCUACGAGAAAUACGUCGGCUCGAAAGUCACGUAUAGGAUGUUGAACAAUAAGUGGACGACGGUGUAUUAUGAAGACGGCGUCUCAAAUACGGAUGUUCCAGGCGGUACGAGUAAUUUAGCGAGGUAUUUAUUAGCGCAAGAGCCGAGUAAUGUGACGUUUAUCGUCUCGAGAGCGACGACGAAACAGUUUGAAACUUUUUCGCAAACCGUCGCGAAGAGAAGGAGCGAGAUGAAGAAACCGUUGUUAUUGUCCUCCCGUGUGGUUUCGGGAGCGAGAACGGCGUUGAUUGGAUUCAGAGAUUUUGAGAAGAAUCGUGCAAAAUAUAGCGAGGAAGAAUUAACGCCGUCUUCGGGCCUUCUAGGCGUGUAUUUGUUGUUGAACUUGUGCAAAAGAGUUUCCGUGUACGGAUUUUCCUUGGAUGACUCGAGAAAGACGAAUGAUAUGAAAGCGGAAGGGUUACGAUAUCACUAUUUCAAGAAGUAUGCGGAUUCAGAGCGUUUGUUGGCGCAUCCGCACCAUAACUUUAAGAUGGAAGGGGAUAUUUUGAGAGCGUUGGUGGAAGCGAACGUGGUGACUUUGUGCACGAAGGAGAAAGACUCCGCCGAAUCGACGUGUUGA
Bathycoccus prasinos is the source of this 1188-nucleotide messenger RNA. RefSeq names its product sialyltransferase-like protein. The transcript has a single exon. The record is from RefSeq and is a predicted model, not a curated record. Gene Ontology annotation, molecular function: sialyltransferase activity. NCBI's taxonomy places the organism in Eukaryota, Viridiplantae, Chlorophyta, Mamiellophyceae, Mamiellales, Bathycoccaceae. The coding region runs from base 1 to 1188 and encodes 395 amino acids.